This is a messenger RNA of Sceloporus undulatus (fence lizard), 8041 nucleotides long. It is a transcript of the gene ZDHHC8, whose product is annotated as zinc finger DHHC-type palmitoyltransferase 8. The record is from RefSeq and is a predicted model, not a curated record. Lineage: Eukaryota; Metazoa; Chordata; Lepidosauria; Squamata; Phrynosomatidae. Gene Ontology annotation, molecular function: palmitoyltransferase activity. Bases 223 to 2355 code for a protein of 710 amino acids. The transcript has 11 exons. Gene Ontology annotation, biological process: protein palmitoylation.
CUGCGGCAAUGUUCAUGUCAGCUUUGGGAGGUCUGGCAAAAAGUCCUUUUUGUGUUGUUGUUGUUGUUGUUGAAUGGAGGUCAGCCUGAUGAGGAUCUGAGCUUUUAACCGUGCGGAAAACUCUGUGAUUUCAGAUGGUGUCCCUGGUUGACAAGAGCUGUCUCCUCAGCCAUUCCUCUGUACAAUGGGCUUGUGUUCCUGUUUGUACUUGCAAAUUUCAGCAUGGCAACAUUCAUGGAUCCUGGAGUUUUUCCACGAGCAGAUGAAGACGAGGAUAAAGAUGAUGAUUUCCGAGCUCCACUCUAUAAGAAUGUGGAGAUUAAAGGGAUCCAAGUACGGAUGAAAUGGUGUGCCACCUGCCAUUUCUAUCGGCCUCCACGUUGCUCCCACUGCAGUGUCUGCGACAACUGUGUUGAGGAUUUUGACCAUCACUGUCCUUGGGUUAAUAACUGCAUAGGACGGAGGAACUACCGGUAUUUUUUCCUUUUCUUGCUGUCCUUAAGUGCCCACAUGGUUGGUGUGUUUACCUUUGGGCUCAUCUUUGUUUUACACCAUGCAGAAAAUCUGGGAGCCGUGCAUACUGCCAUCACCAUGGCAGUCAUGUGUGUAGCUGGGUUGUUCUUCAUCCCAGUUAUUGGUCUCACGGGCUUCCAUAUUGUUUUAGUAGCCAGAGGACGCACAACCAAUGAACAGGUGACAGGGAAGUUCCGUGGGGGAGUAAAUCCUUUCACUCGAGGAUGCUGCGGCAAUGUGGAACAUGUUCUCUGCAGCCCUCUGGCACCCAGGUACAUUGUUGAGCCAAAGAAGAAGCAACCUGUAACUGUUAAACCACCUUUCCUGAGACCCGAUUUAACAGAACGACAGAUAACCGUGAAGAUAAGUGACAAUGGCAUCCAAGCUAAUCUCAACCGAAGUAAGUCUAAAGUUAGUCUGGAAGGUCUGGAAGAUAAAGCUAUGGAGGUCCAACCUCCUCUACCACCCAAAGGAGAUUCUAGCAAAUACAGUGAGCUGGGCAGCAGUGAAGAGAGUAGCCUUUCACCCAAACUGAUCAGCCCUCCCACACCUGCGAUGUACAAGUAUCGCCCAGGUUUCAGCAACAAUCCAAAAGUACACUACCAUGGAGCAUCUGAGCAGAUUUCCAUCCAGGAAGGACACAAGCAAGGAUCUGUGAUGGAAGAGAAUGACAGUAGCCUGGAUUACCAGUCAGAACCAAGCCUUGAUAUUCCUACCUAUCGGAAGAGUUCCCUUCACAAGACUUACCAAUCUUCUCCGCUGCAAAUAGACUCCUUCGCUGUCAAUUCACGGUCUCUUAGCCUGAAAUCUGCCAGCAGGAGAGGAACAGACAAAAUGCCCCUCCACUCCAUGAAGUCAGAAGGGACAGCUUCAACCCCUUACAAAAGCAUCUUUUCCCCCAACUCUCUCUCAAACAGGAAUGGGAGCUUGUCCUAUGACAGUUUGCUCAACCCCAUGUCCCCCUCAGGGAGGAGGUGUAUCGCUCAUUCUGCCAUGGGCUCGGUUGGGUACCACUCACCAUAUUUGUCUGCCAAAAUGUGCCAUCUGCGGGGCAGAGAGCUUCAGCGUCCUCCUCCACAGAGCUUCAGUCCUGUGAUGGGCAGCCCAGCCCCACAUCCGCGGGACCCUUCACCGGUCCGCUAUGACAACCUGUCGAAAACAAUUAUGGCGUCUAUCCAAGAGAGGAAAGAAAUUGAGGAGCGGGAGAAGCUCCUUCACUCUCACCCAGACUCCAUGUUUGCAGACUCGGGUGUCUACGACACUCCUAGUUCUUACAGCCUUCAGCAAGUGAGCAUGCUGUCGGAAGACCCCCGCAGCAUAGCCAUGCGAUAUGGCUCAAGGGACAAUCUAAUGACUACCGCCAGCUUUAGUGUGAGGAACCCUGUCCUGCAGGCCUCUGUUUCUUCUCUCUCGAGUGCAAUGACCAGGGCAUCAAGGACUUCCACGCCGUCUAUCCAAGCGGAUCUAGCCAAUAACAAUGUCCAGGCCCAUCAGGCACUGCAGGGCAGGAUGAGCAAUGGCUCCUACAAAUCUCCCAGUCACCAAGUCCCAUCAUCCCCAGGUGGGAUGACUAGGUCCCCCUCAUACGGAGGUCCCAAAACUGUCUCAUUCGUUAAUACCAUGGAGAUAACAGAGGCACAGCCUAUGGGGACUCCAAGGGAGGACAUCCAGCUGAAGACAUCUCACAGUAAAAUUAAUGGACAGCCAAAAGGAAUUUCCAGAGUGGAGUGCCGACUAGGUUCAACAUCCAGCUCCCAGGGUGCCCCGGUCAGUCCUGCAAGACACUCAAAUGUUAAGAAAGUGUCUGGAGUGGGUGGAACAACAUAUGAAAUUUCAGUAUAAGAAAGAAAGUUCCUCAAAUUCAGAGCCAUCCGCAAACCCAGCCAUGCUAGGUGCACUGUGAAGAUUCAGACAAUAAGGCCAGUGAGAAGAACUGGAGGAGCAGCAGCUGAUGGUGUCUUUUCUGUAUUUUUUCAUGGUGGUUGGGUCCCCCCCCCCCUUUCAUAUUUUAAAGACAAACACUCUUCAAGUUUCUUUCUUUCUUCGUUUCUUUGGCCAAAACCAGCUGCAGCCUUAUUCUUCAAGGAAUAAACUUUUUACAGCUCUUUAGAGACUCUCUAGAACAGACAGAUGGGAACUGACUUGAACUGUCUACUGCCCCAUGGCACCACAAGCUUGACGUUAUUUUCGUUUUUGCAAAAGAGAACGGAAAAGCCAUUGUGGGUUUGUCUCUGUCCACCAAAUCCUGUCAUGUAGAUGUUGAUGUGCUGUGGUCUAAUGUCUCCCCUUAAACCCUCGAGGUUUGGUGGCAAAAUAACAACGAAGAGCGACAGGGCCCAGUUGUUUUUUCAGCCCAUCAUGACAAAAUACCAGAUCACUUGGAAAAGUUGGGUGUGUUAAAGUCCAUUACCCCAGCCAGCAGUCUUUUGCAGGUGCUGGUUUACCUUCUCCACAGUGGCCUCUGAUCCAUUUCAAAUGGGGAAGCGGAUUCACACUCACUUGAAUUUGCGCAUAUAGAUCUGUUUCUUCUGUUGGAAUGAAUGGGGAAGUCCACAUGCAUACAGAGGUCAUGCACAGAUGUGCACAUACAUGGGUCUCUGCAUUGGUGUGUAUAUGUGUGAAAGAGAAUGCCAAGUAAUGCCAAUCCUCCUUCGACUAAAACAAGUGGACACAUGUAGGCCUUGGAAAUAUUGCUCAUCCUUUUAGAGAUGGUUCCAUGGGCAAAGGAAGGAAAGGAGCGUGCUGCUGCUGCUGUUGUUGUUCAUUGCCAUUUGUAUAAAAUUACGUGCACAACAUGAGUCAUGUCAUUAGAACUGUCAUGCCGUUUAGGAACCUCUGUUCCUUCUUGGACUAGUUGAGAUGGUUUUUAAAAUCCUUUCGUGCUCGAAACGACAAAAAAAAAAAUGGGGGAAAGUGAAUAUUCAGAUGGUAUUAUUAUUAUUAUUAAGAAUUACCCUCCUUCCUCCUCUUUUGUGCUGUUGGAGAUGGGCUGAAAUACAGUGUAUUGUCUUGCACUGGUGCGACAUGUAUAAUCUCAACAUAAAGUAUUAUGAUCUAUUGAAACUUGCAGUGUGCGUGCGCAAGUGUGUGUGCAUGUCCGAUUGAUUGUGUGUGAUUGUCUGCCAAGCACAGGCCUGUAGGAGAUCAGUUUUGCUGCCUGACUGACAUUCAGUGAGUUUUCUGUGACCCUAGAUGUUCUGAGACAACUGUGUUCCAGUGCUUGUGUUCACUCUAUCUAGUUUGCUCAUUGAGGAUUUGGAGGCAUAUAUCCUCAAGCAAAUUGUUUACAAAAAUUCGAAAUGUUGAUUCUGCAAGAUGUAGGGGGGGGGUUUCUUUCCCCCUCGACGGAAGCAAUCACAGAUCCUUUGACAGAGCGGGUAGAGAAGAAAAAAAUAAGAUAUAGAAGUAUUGCAUUUAGGCAAGUGAUACUUAACGUUGUUGCCUUAAAGAUUCAUUUUAUUCUAUUUCUUUUUUUAACUAGCCCUCAGCGUGGCGUUUGAAAAGUGACAUUUUAAAAAGAAUCAAGAUUCCUGAAGUUGACUUUCUUAACAAUUUGGUUUUAGCCCUAAUUCACCACUGUAAGAUGUGACUGGUUGUGUGCAUGCGGGUUUUUAAAUGUUGUCAACUGCUGGAGGCUGAAUCGGAUCAGGACUGCAGUGUUAGGGGACACAGACCCUGGACUGUCAUUCCAGUUUAAAGUAUCCAUUCCUCAGGGGGUUCCUAUUUAGUCGUUGGGAGAAACAAAAAUUCAACUGUUGGGUAUAUGUCAGCUGGAGAAGUCAGAUGAUCAGAUGACUAAAGGGCGGACGUUAAACCCCUUCCCCUAGGAAAUCUGAGGUUCUGAUGCUGAAUCGGACCCUUCUGAGGUCCCUAUCCAGCCCUGUGGGGUUCCCUAGAUACCCAUGCCUGCUUCCCCAUAUUUUGCACUCAGAAAGUUUUAAUGGUGGGGAGGACACCUUAAGGCCCAAUGGCAUAUGAUAUUCAAGCCGGAGUUAUUGGCUGUCAAAAUCUUAAAGCUAACAUAUGCUGGUACUUUGGCUGCCCACCACUGGAACGUGGCCCUUGAGAAUUUCUCUGCCAGUUGAAUGUGGCCCUUGGAUUGAAAGAGGUUUUCCACCCUUGAUUUUGACUAGUAUUGUCUGGCAGUAGCCACGGAUGGCCUCCUGCAUUCAGCACAGGGUUAUCUUGGUAGAAGAGAGGUUGGUGCUUCCCCCAGAUACUUGUUGUUUGGCUAACUGACCACAGUAGCGCCUAGAAAGUUUUAAUGAUGGGGAGGACACCUUAAGGCCAAAUGGCAUAUAAUACUCAAUGCACCUUUGCACAUAUGGCACAGAGUUGUGAGGGCUGGAGUUUUAAAAUGCAAAUUGCAACAGCUUGGAGAAUUUGUCAGUGUAAUGGGAUCAGAGCAAAUGUGGAGCAGGAAACCCGCUUCUGCCUUCUUGCCGUCCUAUAGAAAAUUAUUCCUCUGACGUUAUUGCAUUGGGAGGAAGUGUUUGCCUUUGAGGGAUUUCUUCCUGACACAAACAAUAGCUCUCAAAGAGGGGUUUUCCUCCAGAACACAGAAGGGGAAGAAAGGGUCAGAUUCCCUUACUAUGACUGUUUCUCUGUCUCAUUAAUUCUCAGCUGAUCUAAUUUGCACUUAAAAAAAAAACAACCACAACCAGCAAAGAGGCAUUUAAGAUUAGCUUCAUUUGGUCCCUGGAUCCCUUUAAGUUUGCUUCACCUCAUUGCUCCCAAAUGUUUUGGUUUCCGGUUGAUUUGCAUGUAUAGAAAGAACAGAUUAAGAUUCUACAGAAAAAUUUAAAAGUGAUGGGAAUCGUAAGGCUCAGUGUAGGUAAUCCUUUAAACUGUUUCAUGGGAAUGUAUAAGACUUCCAGUGUGGAUGAUGAGCAUGCUAUUCAGAAAAGUGUUUUGUGCAGUAAUUCUUUGAGGCACCUAUCAUCUUAUUUAUCUGGUUCAUCAACUAUCGUUGAUAGACUUGUUCAUACCAUUUCUAAUAGAAAAUAGACUGUAUCUCAAGUGUGUAUUCCACUAUCUGGUACCCUCCAGAUGUAUGAGGCUGCUGCCGCCAUCAUCUCCCACCAGCAUACUGGCUUUGGAAUAAUGGGAGGUGUAGCACAACACAUCUGGAGGGUGCUACAUAGUGGAAAACUGGUAUAUAACAUAAUAGGUGAAGUCCAGUUCUCCCUAUCCUGUCACCUGGGGGGGAGGGUUAAGCCAAAAAAAAAAAAAAGACAUCUCAGGCACUGCAGAUGCUCCACCAUAUUUGUGAGUUAGGAAGAUGCAUGCUCAGAUCUGCUGCUUAGAUCUUUGCACUUUCUUCCAAGUCUAUCCAGGCCCAGAUCAUUGCUGUUGCUGACCUUCGUCUAGAUCAGUGGUUCCCAAACGUUGGUCCUCUGGGUGUUUGGGGUUUCAACUCCAUAAAUCCCAGCCAUCUUCACCAGCAGUCAGGAAUUCUGGGAGCUGAAGUCCAAAAUGUCUGGAGGACCCAAGUUUGUGGACCACCGGUCUAGAUGCUUCUGUUAAACUGGGCUGUGGAUCACUUGAAGAAAGCAGAGGAUGUUGGGCAUCUCGGCGCAUUGUGAUGGGAGAGAUGACUUAUUAGGACUGGCUUCAACUUAAAAUAUGGGGAUGUGCAUCAGCCGCUCUAUUCAAAGAGCUGUCUUAAUGGGAUGUAGAAGCCAUGCUGAUAGUGGUCACUGGCCCGAAACUGGAGAGGUGAGACUAGAGUGCUUUGUCAAAGCUAUGUGUGUUCUCUUGCAUUGGAACUGGAGGGCUAGCACCUGAUCCUGGACUUGGUGUGCAUACAUGUUGCUUCCUGCAAAUAUCCUAAUCUUAGGGGAAAGCCUGAGGGUUAUUAUGUGGAAAUAAUAAUAUUCUGGAAGUACAGUAUGCUCACAGCAAUUAGCCCAAAACCAAAAGGCUGAAAGUUUGCAGCUGCAAGGUUCUUACUGGCCACACCUCACUAGUUUUGCACUUUGAAAAACGAAACAGUGAAUGCCACAGGCAGGUUCUGUCUGCUUUUGUUAUCAGUUUGUUUCCAAACUCAGUGUAACAUGAGUUUAAAAACUCCUAAAUGGCUUCACUGGGUUCAUUCCAAAGCCUCCUGCUCCCAUAUGAAACUGCCAGGCCUUUGAAAUUGCUCCCAGAGGCUGCCUCUGUAUUGCAGAAAUAAUCAGGUUUGACGGCACUUUUAACUGCCAUGGCUCAAUGUUAUGGAAUUCUGGGAAGUGUGGUUUGUUGCAGCACCAGUUAAACCAGAUUAUUUCUGCAGUGUGGAGGCAGCCAAAGUCUCUGUUGUCUGUCGCAUGCACAUAUGAGAUCAGGCAAAUGGGCACGAAAGAACCUCUUGGGAGGCGUCACCAUGAUGGCAGAGAUUCUCCAGGCUCCCUUUUGUUUUGUGGUUUGAUGAAUAGUAAAUUAAUACCAUUUUAUUCAUGCCAGGUUUUAAUUAGCAACCUGCUGUUUUAAUGAUGUUUUCUCCUGGGGUUUGAGUACUAUUGCCUCUCGAUAUUUUAUCUGUUGUGGGUUGUUGCUUUGAUGGAGGUGUUCAGGUUUGUUUUGCUUACUGUGAUGUAUUUUCCCAUUUCUGACAAGCUGCUGUAGUUGUUCUGUCAACAGAAACUUGGGGUGCAAGUAAUAAAAGCAUAGCAUGGCUAUGCUGGCUGCUGCAAUCUAGGAGCUAGAGUCCAAAAAAGUAACUCUUCCAGAUUGUCCAAGAAACUAGUACAUUUAGAAUUUAGAAGUGAGCCCCAUGAAUUCAGAGGUCAAGACUCCCCAGUACAACAGGUGUGUAUUACAAGGAUGGGGUACCUGUGCUUCUCCAGGUUUUGGACAUCACCUCACAGAAGUCUCACCCAGCAUGGCCAAUGAAAAGGGAUUGUGGGAUCUUUUAUUCUAAAAUACUAGAGGGCCAAUGAUACCUCUCCUCAAUGUGUGUAAAGGAUUUCAGUCCAGCUGUUUCCAAUGCACUGUGCAUGGGGAUCAUGGAGGCUUAGAACACAAUAUCAUUAGUCUUUAACAUUUCCCAAGACAUGCCAUGUAUCCUCUAACAAGACUUGGCAUGGCUAAAUCACUCUAUUUCUUUUCCGUGCCACUUUCACAUACUUUUGAACAGAUUUUCUCUCCAAAUAUGAAUUUCCGUUCAGAUACCUUUUUUAUUUUUAUUUUUAGCAGAUAUGUACCCCAUAACAGUGAGAGAGGUGCAAAGUCUGAUGGACAAUGUCAUUCCAGUCAUCACAUUAGUCAGGCAGGAAAAUGAAGGUCAGUUAUUUCAAAAUCUACUACAUUUGAAUUUACAAGGUAUCAUUACUAACACAGCUACGUUAUCACUACCCCAGUACUGAAUGUUAAAAAAUAUUUUUAAUUGAUAAGUCAACAAGCCAAUGUGGCAUGAGAACCAGUGUGUAUAGUGGUCUGAGUGCUGGACUAUGACUUUGGAGACCAAGGUUCAAAUCCCUGCUCAGCCAUGGAAGUCCGCUGGGUGACCUUGGGCAAGUCACACUCUCUCAACCUCAGAGGAAGUCAA